CUUGUGUUCUUGCCUCCAUAUUCCCCCGAUCUCAAUCUCAUAGAGAUGGCCUUCGCAAAAGUCAAGUCUGUGCUCCGACGGCACUUCAAUGGGGAAUCCCAUAGUGUCUCGGAUAUCAGUGAUGCUUGCUAUACGAUCACACCGGAGGAUGCAGUGGGAUACUUCAGAGAGGCGGGAUACAUGUAG
Dichomitus squalens LYAD-421 SS1 is the source of this 186-nucleotide messenger RNA. RefSeq lists its product as uncharacterized. The transcript has a single exon. The annotation marks the transcript as partial. The record is from RefSeq and is a predicted model, not a curated record. Gene Ontology annotation, molecular function: nucleic acid binding. Lineage: Eukaryota; Fungi; Basidiomycota; Agaricomycetes; Polyporales; Polyporaceae.